GGCACUGAGAACACAGAGCAUGGAUGCAGCGAUUAGAAAGAUACAGAACCUGUUUAUUAGCGGAAAACUUGCUGUGUUGGAUCCAAGUUUUUUUUUUUUCUUUUUCUCCAAUAAUGGAAAAACAUCCAAGCCGGAAAAUGGAAUAUAGAUUGGAGUUAAUAGUGCUUCUUGUUGUGAUGACAACAGCUACAUCUGUUGCCUCGAGCAGCAAAGACGUCACAGAUGCAGUGGAAUAUUUAAAGAAGUAUGGUUACCUGCACAUCCCACUUGACAGCAAAGGCCAAAACCCUUCACCUGAGCAAGCAGCAGAAGCAAUAAGCAUCUUUCAGAAAGUGAUGAACCUGCAAGUAUCAGGAAAACUGGAUUCAGCCACACUGCAAAUAAUGAACAAGCCUCGUUGUGGUCUAGAAGAUUCUUUCAAUGAGAAAUCUCUCAAAUAUCGAGUUAUGGGCUACUGGCGUAAGAAGAUGCUCACAUACCGCAUUUACAAUUACACUCCUGACCUGGGCCAGUUAAAGACCCGUACGGCCAUCCAGAAUGCUUUUAAAUACUGGAGUGAUGUGUCACCUUUAAAGUUCAGGGAGCUGCAUGGAGGAAGAGCAGACAUCAAAAUCUCCUUUCACAGAAAAGACAGGACGUGUCCAGUGCCCUUUGAUGGACGAGGCCAUGUCUUAGCCCACGCUGAUGCCCCUGAGUCAGGCAUUGUGCACUUUGAUGAGGAUGAACUGUGGACAGAGGGAAAGACCUAUGGCUCCAACCUGAGGAUUGUGGCAGCUCAUGAGAUUGGCCACGCUCUCGGCCUGGGUCACUCACAGUACUACAGCGCACUGAUGGGCCCUGUAUACAACGGAUACCGCUCCGACUUCAAGCUACAUCCAGAUGACAUACGAGGGAUCCAGGCUUUAUACGGAAAGCCAGAGAAGAGUCCUCCAUCCCCAAAUCCAGGCCAGUUAGUGCCAGGAGGAGUUAUUCCAGAUCCUUGCAAGGCCACUCUGGAUGCAGUUAUGUUGGGUCCUUUGCGUAAAACAUACAUUUUCAGUGGACAGUAUGUGUGGACGGUGUCCAACUCUGGCUACAACACUCCCAUCCUGAUUUCUGUACUGUGGAAGGAGCUGCCAGGAAGCCUCAGUGCAGCUGUUCACUCUCAGCGGACUGGCAAGUCCUACUUUCUGAAAGGAGACAAAGUGUGGAGGUACACAGGCUUCAAACUUGAUCGUGGCUUCCCCAAACCGUUGGCCAACAUCCCAACAAAUAUCGACUCGGCCUUUUACUUCAAUAAGAACAAAAAACUGAUCUUUGUCAAAGGCUCUGCAUACUGGCAGUGGGAUGAAAUGGGUCCAACAGACUUUAGCGUAUAUCCCAAACCUCUGGGGCAACUCAUCCGCGGAGCACCCAGCAGCACUGACGCCGUAUUAACGUGGACUAAUGGCCAUAUAUACAUGUUUAAAGGCGCCCAGUACUGGCGAGUAAACCAGCAGCACCAAGCAGUGGAGAAUGGUUAUCCUGUCAGCACCGCCUCACGCUGGAUGCAAUGUGAUGACUGAGCCAGCAGAGGCCACCAGGGACUCAAUGCAAACCUGUGAUUAGGUCUAACAGCAGUGAGACGCCUCCAGUCUUUGUAUUGGCUGAACUGUGUGGGUGUUUACUGAGUGUAUCUGACAUCAGCCUCAGUGUCUUCUUAGCUCACAUCUCAUUAAUAAAAUGAAUAAAAUAUUUGUGUAGCUUUCAAAAUUUGACAUAUUACUUCCCCUACUUCACUUAAACAUUACUUAGACAGAGAAGAACCAGUCUGACACACACAAGAGUGCGUCUUUGCCAUUAGCUCAACUAGUUAUCCCUUCUUCUGCAUGUAUUUUGUUUAUGCACAUAUUCGUGUGGACUGUAGCAAACUACCAUGUGCAGUAUUUAUUGGUGGAUGUGUACUGUAUUAUUGUGUGCAUAUUUAUUACGAUGUCUAUAUGAAAUUUACAAAAUAUGUUUUUAUGGCACCUUGAUAACAUAACAAGAGAUAGCAGAUGAAAACUGGCUGUCUUGGAUAACUAAUUUACAGUUAUUAUCAAAAAAGCUAAUUAAACAAAAUGAGGGCAGGCCUGGCUCAAUAUUAAAAUAAAAUUGCAACUUCCUAACAAAGCUCAGUUAUGAGAAGAACACUGAAUUUUACUGUGGUGUAAUGAAUAAGUGACAAACCAAGACGACUUCUUCUCAAUUAAAACAAGCCCUAUAUUCCAAAGUA
Stegastes partitus (bicolor damselfish) is the source of this 2233-nucleotide messenger RNA. Its product is annotated as matrix metalloproteinase-19. Gene Ontology annotation, molecular function: metalloendopeptidase activity; zinc ion binding. Gene Ontology annotation, biological process: extracellular matrix organization; collagen catabolic process; proteolysis. Bases 24 to 1544 code for a protein of 506 amino acids. Gene Ontology annotation, cellular component: extracellular matrix. The record is from RefSeq and is a predicted model, not a curated record. Lineage: Eukaryota; Metazoa; Chordata; Actinopteri; Pomacentridae. The transcript has 9 exons.